Messenger RNA from Drosophila mojavensis, 417 nucleotides. RefSeq lists its product as uncharacterized. NCBI's taxonomy places the organism in Eukaryota, Metazoa, Arthropoda, Insecta, Diptera, Drosophilidae. Bases 16 to 321 code for a protein of 101 amino acids. The transcript is spliced from 2 exons. The record is from RefSeq and is a predicted model, not a curated record.
AAUCUCACAUUUCCCAUGGAUCUGUUCAGAUCAGGAAGCGAUCUCUGUGUCCCAGAAUGCUCGGAGCAAAACAAACCAGAGCACAGUACCUGCAUUAAUCCUUACAUGUGGGAAUGCGAUUUGGGCUACGUCAAACUGCCCAAGGCCAAAGGAGAAAAGGGAUUUGAUUGCAUGCCACACUGCGUGCGCAGCUGCUCCAUCUAUGGCAAAUGCGUGGCGCCUAAUGUCUGUGAUUGUCUGCCCGGUUAUGAAGCCAUUUCAAUUGGUUACGAUGCAGAUAAUAACAUGACGCUUACACGGCUCAAAAAUAACAAUAAUUAAAACCCAAAAUUUUUAAAAAUAUUUUCUUUAAAAAUGUUAUCAAAUAUUAUUGUAUAAUCUGUCUAAGUGUAAGUUCUUAUCUCGCCUUUUUUUAAA